This is a messenger RNA of Verruconis gallopava, 1811 nucleotides long. RefSeq lists its product as uncharacterized. Bases 79 to 1500 code for a protein of 473 amino acids. NCBI's taxonomy places the organism in Eukaryota, Fungi, Ascomycota, Dothideomycetes, Venturiales, Sympoventuriaceae. The record is from RefSeq and is a predicted model, not a curated record. The transcript has 4 exons.
UAGUACAAAUCUUUGACAUAAGCGACUUCGACUGGCACUUUGAAAAAUGGUAGACGAGAAACCCGGGACGCUGCAGAGAUGGAGUUUCCGUUUGUGGAUAAUUCAAAUAUCGAUGCACGCACACGCAAGCAGAUCCGCAGCCAGGUGAUGAGAGGGAAAAACGUUGGGAAGAAAAAACAACGAGUCCAGCAUGGCCGCGGAAAAUUGGCCAUUCUGACAGCUAAAAGCUUGGAACCCAGCGAGAAGAAGCCACUAUCGUCGGGGCCUGACUGCAGCUCUUUGGGGCAGAUGGUAGCGUUACCAUCAAAGCAUUGGAGUGACUUCGACAGCUUCAGCUACCCACGCGAGUUGAAGCCGUAUAUGCGAGCGAUUCUGAACUCUUUUCUUUCCACCGCUGGUGAUGGUCUUUAUCCAAGGGUAUUUUGCAGAGAAGCAGCCCGCGCCCAUCACGUAUUCUUCGAACUCUUCGUAUCAGAUGAGACUUUUUUCCACUGCCUACUCGCAAUCGCCGAGGGCCACCAUCACAUGCUAGUUGGGGAUUUCAACGUAUCAUUCUUUACCUUGAAAUGCCUCUCAAAUACAUAUCGGGGAAUCUCCAACGACCUCGCAAAGAACAGUGUUCCGACGUAUGGCACCAUCGCAUCGGUGAUGUCCCUUGUAAUGCAUGAGAGCUUAUUUGGGGUGGUAAAAAUUUCAAAGUUGCACCUUGAAGCUCUCGAAAAAAUGAUAAACCUCAAGGGAGGACUACAUAUUUUUGAACGUUAUCCUGCUCUGUUGCAUAAGAUUUGCCGAAGCGACUUGAAUUUUGCACUACGUACAGGCGCUCAACCACGUCUGUAUCGAGAUUCUUUCCCUCGUGACGAGGUAAAACACAUCAUGACUAACAUAGACGCGAAUCGUGCUGAAAGCUUCUUGGAAAUUCGAGAUGAGACCACUCGAGGAGUUUUCAAUGAUUGCAUGAACAUCUCAUAUAUUUUGAACAUUCACUAUACAAAAUCCAUGCGACCAAUCACGGCGAGUAGCAACGGACAUGAAAAUGAGAUGUACAAGAUGCACUCAUUCUCCUUUCAAGAGUUCUUGAUAUCGGUUGGCUAUCGUCUACUCCGCGCGCAUCCACUCGAAACGCCGAAUACUAUGAACGUCUUCGACAAAGCUUGUUACCUCGCAUUGCUCGCCUUCAUCGUUUCAAUAUUGAUCUACCCUGGCCCAAAACCCGAAAAUCUAUAUCAACUUCUUUCUGACAAGCUCCGACAUAUCAUUACGCAGCUGGACUCAAAAAAUGAUCCAUUUAAGUUGUGGGUCUGCUGCAUAGCAAGAAUUUCCGUCAUUCACAGCGGAAAAGACGGUAUUAUCGUGGAUUCGAUACUCGCGUCUUUACUUCAAAAGCUAAACAUUGGGACAAGUGCUAAAGCAAGUGAGAUACUUAUGCAAUUUCCAUGGAUACAUUACUUCCAUAACGAACCAAGCAUUCAGGUCUUACAUGGCAUAUGUAUUCACUAAACAGAGCUUUAUACUGAUAACAAAUCUAAAAGUAGCUAUGGCGUCGCCAAUCGCUUCACCCUAGUCUAACUUUUUUUGAGAGCCUUUUUUUGACUAGUUGUACGAAACUCAUACUCCAAUACCCCUCAACAUCACAAAGAGGAAGUUUUUAUGCGAUAUUGAAGACAUCCUUUCCCUCUCCCUCUCAAAUAUAUCAAUCAAAGAAUAUUGGCAGUGGGUCUAGUUGGCCUUGGGAACUCUGGUUUUCUGCGCGAAGCAUCAAUUUUUCGAUUUAUGUUCUACUACAUCAUGAAGGAUAAGCGAAGAUGUGA